GCUUGUUGUGGCGUCGUCGUCUUCCUCCGCACCCGUUCUUCCGCUCCGCGCUGCCUCUGCUGCUCGAGGGAAACUAGGAGUCGUAGGAGGCGUUUUUCUCCGGUGACAGCCCUGCCGGCCGUUGUCUGAAACCUUUCUCCAGUGUCGGUUGUGUCUGGAGGACGGAGAUAGUGUGUUGUCUGUGUUUUAAAUGCCGUGGGAACGGCGAAGGGAGACGACAGUGCUGGUAGUCCUGACUGUUCAGCAGGAUGAGUGAGGCAGAGGGUCAGUUCUACAGCGUUCAGGUGGGCGACUCCACCUUCACUGUACUCAAGCGCUACCAGCAGCUCCGCGCAAUUGGUUCCGGGGCCCAGGGCAUCGUCUGCUCUGCAAUAGAUACAGUGCUUGGUAUACCUGUAGCUGUGAAAAAGCUGUGUCGGCCGUUCCAGAACCAGACCCAUGCGAAGCGCGCCUACAGGGAGCUGGUGUUGCUGAAAUGUGUCAACCACAAAAAUAUCAUCCGUCUGAUCAAUGUGUUCACGCCUCAGAAGUCCCUGGAGGAAUUCCAGGAUCUGUACCUGGUGAUGGAGCUAAUGGAUGCCAGCCUAUGCCAGGUGAUCCACAUGGACCUGGACCAUGAGAGGAUGUCCUACCUGCUCUACCAGAUUCUCUGUGGCAUCAGACACUUACACUCUGUUGGCAUCAUCCAUAGGGACCUGAAGCCCAGUAACAUUGUGGUGAAGUCCGAUUGCACUUUGAAGAUCUUGGAUUUUGGCCUGGCACGAACAGCUUGCACUAACUUCAUGAUGACACCUUACGUGGUGACCAGAUACUACCGUGCCCCCGAAGUCAUUCUGGGCAUGAAGUAUAAGGAGAACGUGGACAUCUGGUCAGUGGGGUGUAUCAUGGGAGAGAUGGUUAAGGGCAGCGUGAUCUUCCAGGGCACCGACCACAUUGACCAGUGGAAUAAGGUCAUUGAGGUUCUGGGCACACCCAGUCUGGACUUUAUGAACAGACUUAUGGAGACUGUGAGGAACUAUGUGAUGAACAAGCCACAAUAUCCAGGCGUCAGCUUUGCCGAGCUUUUCCCCGAUUGGGCAUUCCCCUCUGACUCGGAGCACGACAAACUGAAGACUUGUCAAGCACGGGACUUGCUGUCCAAAAUGCUGGUUAUUGAUCCCGAGUGCCGGAUCUCAGUAGAGGAGGCCCUCAACCACCCCUACAUCCACGUGUGGUAUGACCCUGCAGAGGCAGAUGCGCCUCCACCCCAGAUUUCAGAUAAGCAGCUGGAAGAGAGAGAGCACACCAUUGAGCAGUGGAAAGAACUAAUUUAUGAAGAGGUGAUAGACUGGGAAGAGAGGAACAAGAAUGGCUUAAUGAAAGAAGAUUGUUCUGACGUGGUGUCGGGCUCAGCGUCCCAGUCCUCCUCGGCUAACGACAUCUCGUCCAUGUCCACGGAGCACACCUUGGCCUCAGACACAGACAGCAGCAGCAUCGACACACUGACGGGACCACUGGACGAGAGUCAGUGAACACAAUCCUUUGCAACAUCUGCCUGUCUGCCUGCCUCAGUCCACCUCCCAUUUACAAUGUCCAAAUAUCAAUCAUUUACUGCCUUCCUUUAUUCUGUUUACUUCCUCCCUUCUUCCCCCCAGUGUGUUUCUUCUUUCCUCUUUAACCUCAAUGAAAAGGUCUAUUUUUCUAUUUUCUUUCCCUGUAUGCUCUAAUGGAACGCUCCAAUUGGACUGCUGGUGAGAGGUCAAGGCUAUCUAUACUAUUCGUGGGUCAAAGUUUCCUUCUCUUUGUGGAUAUUGUUGUACUGGCGUAUGCACCCAUACUGAAUUUCAGGUCACCAGGAGAAAGUGGAGGAUUGUUGUUUGUUUUGUAUGCCUGUAUUUCAAUAGUUUUAUUUUUUUAGCUAAUAUUAAGUUGAGACCAGGGGUUGUCCUCAUCAAUUUAGUGCAGACCCUUCGUGGACAUAGACCACAGGUGCCAGCUGCUUUCAUGCAUGUUACGCCGAUAAGAACAAAAGCUUCCCAUAAGUCGAUCACACUAAGCGUCCGAUGUCCGUAUAAUGAUCAAACACUAAUCUGAUGUUUGAUGCAUCCUGUAGCUCGCUCACAGUAAAUGCUGAUCUCUAUAGUGGUGCUUGCGGCAGUGUUUUUGUUUUGGAUUCUUUGGCUUGAGUGAUGUGGAUUUGAGAUUUUACUCCUCUCAGUUAGGGGGUUAUUGUGAUUGCAGUGUUACCAUUUUAUUUCCUGAUAUAUUGUACUGUAUGUAAAGAUCUGACGCUCACCGUGACUGUUGACCCUUUUAUUUCAAAUACAGUAAAUACAGUGUGCUUAUUUUGUUAAGAAAUUCAAAUACAGUAUGUGUCAAACUAUAUAUUGCAAUCAUCCCAAUUUGAUAUAAGGUACAAAAUAUCAAUGUGUGUGUCAAAAGACUGAUGUAGUCCUAUUGAUUGUGAAGAGGCUGCAAAAGUAUUAUUAGUUUUUAUGUCUUGGCAAAAUGUUGCACAGGUUUCAUAUGGAGAGGCCCAUUCAAAAUAAAUGUCAAAUCAUUUUAUUAUCAGAUCAACGCAUGGGCUGGACCUUUUUCCAAACCAUUCCAUUAGUACAGGGACAGUCUCAAAAUAAUUCAUGGCUCCGUCAUCGUGUACUGCAAAGGUAGUCGAACACAAAUAAUGGUUACAAGACAAACCUGUUCAUUUUUAGGUUUACUGACGGCACCUUGAUGCUUGAUUCUGAAAAGCUGUUCAUGCCUGUUUAUGUUUUUCUUUCUUGCUUGUAAGCAUAUACGUGUCAGAUAUCUCCUUCAAAUUGCCCUUAAUGUCGGCAGUCGCCCCGUCAGCAGUGUCUAUGGCGGAUGUUGACCCAGCAACAAAGAAUAGGCUGUGGAUGAAGUGUACUGAAGCAAAAUCUUGCCCUUGCAAUUCAAGAAUGAAACUUGAAUGAUGAACCUUGGAAGUGGACUGAGGAGAUGCCUUUUUUUUUUUUGCUGAACUGAUUGCACAGUUUGAUGGACAUGUAGAAAUAUGACACUAUGGAGUCACUAAGGACUGGUGUGCCAUGUUUUCCUUUUUUAGCCAUGCCUUAAAUUACCUUUGACAUCCUGUCAAAUGAGGACUGAGUAUCAACGACGUCAUCAGAAUGUCUUGUGUGUUUACCACGAUAUCAAAGAAAGGCUUGUUGUACAAUGUCCAUCUCACAUUUUCGUUCAGAUUGACUCUCCUGUUUUCAAAGAUGUCCUCUGUGAUUGCAAUGAUCACAACAUUGUCACUUGGCCCUUACGCAACUAUAAUAAAGUGGACAUCAGUGA
Messenger RNA from Solea solea (common sole), 3297 nucleotides. It is a transcript of the gene mapk9, whose product is annotated as mitogen-activated protein kinase 9. Gene Ontology annotation, biological process: protein phosphorylation; JNK cascade. Gene Ontology annotation, molecular function: ATP binding; JUN kinase activity. The coding region runs from base 249 to 1511 and encodes 420 amino acids. Lineage: Eukaryota; Metazoa; Chordata; Actinopteri; Pleuronectiformes; Soleidae. Gene Ontology annotation, cellular component: cytoplasm; nucleus. The record is from RefSeq and is a predicted model, not a curated record. The transcript is spliced from 12 exons.